CAACAGUCAGGGACAGAUCUUUUUAUUUCCCCUUAGCUACAGAGGUGGCAAGAACUCUUAAGAAACUCUUAAGAAACUUGGAGAGCGAUAAUUUGGAGAAAUAACUCACUUUAACUACCUGUCUACGCCAUCAAGAACAUUUAUCCUCCCAUUUCCAAGCACAGAAAACUGUAACCAUGGCGCCCAUUUUAAUAAAUUGCAUGGGGACGGAGCAGGAGGAUUAUAUCAAACCACAGAUACAUGUGAAGAAUCCCCACUUGGACUUAAUGGAGGAAGACAUCCUGUACCAUUUCAACCUGGGGACCAAGACCCACAACCUGCCUGAGAUGUUUGGGGAUGUCAAGUUUGUAUGUGUUGGAGGAAGUGCCAAUCGCAUGAGAGCUUUUGCUAAGUUCAUGCACCAGGAGCUAGGCUUGCCUGGGGACACGGAUGAGAUUACUGAUAUCUGUGAGGGGACAGACCGCUAUUCCAUGUACAAAGUUGGGCCUGUGUUGUCUAUCAGCCAUGGCAUGGGAGUACCCUCCAUCUCCAUCAUGCUCCAUGAGCUCAUCAAGCUGCUCCAUCACGCAAGCUGCCGUGACGUCAACAUCUUCCGUAUUGGCACCUCAGGAGGAAUUGGUCUGGCCCCAGGAACAGUGGUGGUCACAGACAAAGCCGUGGACAGCUUCUUCAGGCCCCAAUUUGACCAGGUGGUCCUGGGGAAGGUGAUUGUCAGGAGCACAGAGCUGGACGCGGAUCUGGCAGAUGAGCUACUGCAGUACUCCAGGGAGAUGCCUGAUCUGCCCACCGUCAUCGGGAACACCAUGUGCACCUACGAUUUCUAUGAAGGUCAGGGUCGGCUGGACGGAGCUCUGUGCUCCUUCACCACCGAGGAGAAGCUGGAGUACCUGAGGAAAGCCUACGAUGCUGGUGUCAGGAAUAUUGAGAUGGAGUCCACUGUGUUCGCUGCCAUGUGUCGUGUAUGCAACCUUAAAGCUGCUGUGGUGUGCGUGACUCUGUUGAACCGCUUCGACGGAGACCAGAUCUCCACACCCCACGAGGUGCUGGUGGAGUACCAGCAGAGGCCCCAGUGCCUAGUCGCCCAGUUCAUCAAGAAGACUCUGGGCCUGAUCUAAAUGCCGCCCACCCAGGCCACAAGCCUGAUCUGUGUAUAUGUACAAAAGUGUUAAUAGUUAUUUAAAAGGGAUGCUGAUUAAAUAUACUGUUGGAAGGAUAUACUUAUAUACUUAUACUUCCGUGGCACUUGGAAAAGUGACUUUCAAAGUGGUACUUUAGACACUGAAUAACAAACAAUAUAUCUGUUAAAUCUAAUAAUUAGUUAUCCAUCGUUCCUUUUUUGCUCUUUGGUGUAGAGUAUGGUUGCAAUGCUUGUUGUGGAGGGUUUAAGACUCCUAUAAAUGUGUAUAGGGGCGGUGGUAGUGUAGUGUUAAGGAGCUGGG
Molecule: messenger RNA, 1439 nt
Organism: Alosa sapidissima (American shad)
Lineage: Eukaryota; Metazoa; Chordata; Actinopteri; Clupeiformes; Clupeidae
Gene: upp2
Product: uridine phosphorylase 2
Exons: 8
Coding region: 177-1115 (312 amino acids)
Biological process (GO): nucleotide catabolic process; uridine catabolic process
Cellular component (GO): cytosol; cytoplasm
Molecular function (GO): uridine phosphorylase activity
Source: RefSeq, a predicted model, not a curated record